Molecule: messenger RNA, 1409 nt
Organism: Thalassophryne amazonica
Lineage: Eukaryota; Metazoa; Chordata; Actinopteri; Batrachoidiformes; Batrachoididae
Gene: laptm4b
Product: lysosomal protein transmembrane 4 beta
Exons: 7
Coding region: 139-816 (225 amino acids)
Cellular component (GO): lysosomal membrane
Source: RefSeq, a predicted model, not a curated record
CUCACAGGGAGCACAUCAUUGUCUCAAACGGUCGUUAAUGCAGCGGUUGUAACGCUAAGAACUCCUUUAGUUUUGGGGAUAAAUAUUCAUUUCCAGCAGCAUUCAUGAAAUAGCGUGGAAUUAUUGGCAGAGUUAACGAUGAUUUCGCCUUGGGACCGCUGGUACUCGACAAACUGCUGCCUUUGUUGCCAUGUCCGGACGGGCACCAUUAUCCUGGGAAUAUGGUACAUGCUCAUUAAUGCAGUGGUACUACUCAUCUUAUUGUCAGCGCUCAGUGAUCCGGUCCAGUAUCGUUACCACCUGACCAGCUCUGAGCUGGGAACAGACAUUGACGUCAUGGAUGAUGCAAAUAUCUGUAUAGCCACUGCAAUAUCCCUCCUCAUGAUUCUUAUAUGUGGCAUGGCAACAUAUGGCGCCUAUAAGCAACACGCCGCCUGGAUCAUUCCAUUCUUCUGUUACCAAAUCUUCGACUUUGCCCUUAACAUGCUGGUAGCCAUAAGUGUGGUGGUUUAUCCCAACACCGUGCAGGACUACCUCCAGCAGCUGCCAGGAACAUUCCCUUACAAAGAGGACAUCAUGUCCACCAACAACAUGUGCCUAGUUUUUGUCAUCCUCCUCUUCAUUGGCUGCAUCCUCUCCUUCAAGGCCUACCUGAUCGGCUGUGUGUGGAACUGCUACAGAUAUGUGAGUGGCAGGGGAACCACCGAGGUUCUGGUGUAUGUAACCACGAACGACACCACAGUUCUGCUGCCGCCCCACGAGGAAGCCAUCGCCAUCCCGCCGAAGGAGCCCCCACCCCAAUAUACAGAGACAUGAGAAAUCCCAUCCCUGCACCCUAAACGUCAACCAAUCUGCCAAUCCCCCCCCCCACACACACACACCAGAUGUCCCUCCAGCCCUCGGACCCCAACACUGGCCUGAACCAUGUUGUUCUAAAACACUUUCUUAGAGGCUGGUUUCAAGCUUGGGUGUAUAAAUAUGCAGACUCUAGAUUAGUUAAUAGUGACUCUUGAGUGAGUGUAACUCUUCCCUCUCGUCUCUCCUGUCCUCCUUUAAGGACUGUAUUACAGAAACUCCUCCCCCUUCUGCAGCCUCCUCUCUCUUGGCAUCUGCUGUCUCCUGGCAACAUUCAGACUCUUGCUUGCCAUGAACAUUUUGUUCCAACUUAAUCUGCACUUUUCUGUGAAGGAAAUGUGCUGCUUUUAAACCCCAAAUACUGUGAAUUUCCCUUAUGGUCUUAUCUAGAAACAAACUACCUGAAAAACAGCUUAGAAGAAAAGAGUGAGAGAGAAGGAAAGCAACACGCGAUCAGUUAUGCAAGAGCACUUUCUCAGCAAACGAUAAAUUCCUUUAUUGAAUGUAAUGUUGGGGUAUUUUUGUAUGACUUUUUUGUCUUUGUUUUGUAAAAA